AUGGCUAGCGACAAGUCAGAUGCCCACAAGCAGGAUGCUCAAAUCAAGUCCGCCGACAUGAGUGAGGAAAUGCAACAAGAGGCUAUUGAAGUCGCACAGUCGGCUAUGGAGCAGUUCACUAUCGAGAAGGACAUUGCCCAGUAUAUCAAGAAGGAGUUCGACAGCCGAAAGGGUGCCACAUGGCACUGCAUCGUAGGUCGCAACUUUGGAAGCUUUGUCACACAUGAGACGAAACACUUCAUCUACUUUUACCUCGGUCACUGUGCCAUCCUACUUUUCAAGACUCAGUAGACGAACCCGACUGGAUCAAGGCGCCCUCAUCCUCUGAGAAUCUCGUCCCUCUUCACCAUCGAAGCCCUUCGUUCUGGGCCCAAUUUCAGUCUGGUCUCAAACUGGAGGAUGUUGCUUUGUUCUUACAGUGUAGACAACAUCCUCUCAAUGGGGUUCACGGGUUCUGCGAUUCAGCGGCGUUGAACGGCAAAGGCAUGAUCUUGAGCUUGUAACAUCUUACUCCUAACGACUGUCACGAGUCUCUUUUCCACUAAAGUGGCUUUGGAGGCUACCGCUUGAUACCAUAAUGAAGCGUCCAUGCUUACUUUUGUUCCAUCUCCCAUGGUGUCCACGGUGCCUUUAUAAUUGUGACCAAGUGACUGUCGUCUGCUGC
Messenger RNA from Alternaria alternata, 664 nucleotides. Its product is annotated as dynein light chain type 1. The record is from RefSeq and is a predicted model, not a curated record. Gene Ontology annotation, biological process: cilium assembly; microtubule-based process. The coding region runs from base 1 to 291 and encodes 96 amino acids. The transcript has 7 exons. NCBI's taxonomy places the organism in Eukaryota, Fungi, Ascomycota, Dothideomycetes, Pleosporales, Pleosporaceae. Gene Ontology annotation, cellular component: cytoplasmic dynein complex. Gene Ontology annotation, molecular function: dynein intermediate chain binding; dynein light intermediate chain binding.